CGAGCUUGACGAGUUGAACUACUGUCACGUUCACUGCAACAAAGCAUUAACGGUGGCAUCAUGGGCGUCUCCUGCAGCUUGACCGCGUGGGCGUCAACAUCACUUGCAAGAGUCCUUCCACCGCAGGGCCUUAUAGCGGUGACAACCCUCAUGUGCCCAUUGCACGUAUUCAAAGGGCUAUUAUCCAAACACAUUUUCUACAACACAUCCCCUUCGACGUAACCUAUAAUUCGAUGGCACUCAAUGCAGCAUCAAUAUCCGGGUCACAUCCUCCUCGAAUGGAUGUGGAUAUAGAUGAUGAAGAUGAGGUAGAUCAGCUGGACUCCGACCUGGAUGGAGAGGACGAACUCGAUGAAGAGGGACGUGCAUCUUCGAGCAAGUCACGUCCUCGUCGAACUGGAGAACGCACGCCUGGGCACACGCUCAUUCCCGCCACACGGAUUGAGAACAUCCUGCACGCAGACGGAGCAGGAGCUCACAUGUCAAAAGAAGCUCUAUUCAUGUUGUCCGUGGCCGCUGAAGAGUUUGUCAAGCGUCUUGCACAAGCCGGUCAGCACAUAGCUGAGACACAGAACCAUUCUGUUGUCAGCUAUCGUGAUGUCGCAUAUGCCGCACAAGCACGUCAGGACUUCCAAUUUAUACGAGAUAUGAUACCCCCUCCUAUCCCGCUCACAUAUGCAUUGCAACUCAAGGCGGCGAGAGAGAAAGCAUUGGCAGAAGAAGAUCCAGCCAUAGCACCUCCGAUACCUCAAGAGGCUAUCCCUAUCCCUACUACCCCUCAAACCCCUCCUGAGGAACCUAGAUUCAGGUUAAGAACAAAUCACGCGAAUAGCAGGGAAAGACUCAACAGCACUUCCAAUGCGAGUGCGAGUGCGAGCAGGCGGCACAGAGACAGCAGAGGGAGAUGGACCCAUAGUAGUGGGCGGACUGACGAAGGAGGAUCAAGCGCAGUGAGUAGCGCGGUCAGUACGCCUCCUGCUGCAACUGCCAGUGCCGGUGGAAACUCCAGACCGAGCAGCGCACGCAUCAGGAACAGGACCUCGAGGGCUUCAGAGGGGCGACCGCUAUCCGUACCAGGCAACGGUGCUCAUUUACUCAAUGGUGCGAGUGCUCCGAUGCAUGUGGGAAUGCCGCCCCCCGCUCUUCCUUCGGGCUACCAUGUUCCGCCAAGCGUGCGCGCAGAGGAUGCAUGGCCGCCACCAGGACAUUACACGGGACCUGCCAGUGGGUACCUCGACGAGCCGCGCAUGAUGUUCAAUGCGCCUAGCAGAGGCAACGGGAUGACGGAUGCUCCGGGGCGGACAAUAUACUCACACCAGCGUCCUCCACAAAUGAAUAGGUAGUUUACCUUCCAUCCCAUGCGGUCUUCCUUGCGGGUCCACAUUCUUGUCAAUUCAGUUCUGCUCUGCAUGUCGGUCUCUGGCUUUCGAAGUAUCGUGGCGCUCGUUUGUAUUGCUUGUAGCAUCAAUUUAUCCGAUCUAUAAUGCGUUCGUUGCAAA
Messenger RNA from Laetiporus sulphureus 93-53, 1499 nucleotides. RefSeq lists its product as uncharacterized. Gene Ontology annotation, molecular function: protein heterodimerization activity. Gene Ontology annotation, cellular component: CHRAC; nucleus. Bases 234 to 1343 code for a protein of 369 amino acids. The transcript is spliced from 5 exons. NCBI's taxonomy places the organism in Eukaryota, Fungi, Basidiomycota, Agaricomycetes, Polyporales, Laetiporaceae. The record is from RefSeq and is a predicted model, not a curated record.